Molecule: messenger RNA, 822 nt
Organism: Rhododendron vialii
Lineage: Eukaryota; Viridiplantae; Streptophyta; Magnoliopsida; Ericales; Ericaceae
Product: ATP-dependent Clp protease adapter protein CLPS1, chloroplastic-like
Exons: 3
Coding region: 176-649 (157 amino acids)
Biological process (GO): protein catabolic process; proteolysis
Source: RefSeq, a predicted model, not a curated record
AAAAUAGGACAAAAUAUCUCAUACCACUAGAACAAAAUAAGAAAAUCCCAUGGCUCUAGGAAUUCAGAAAGUCUACUUUAACGAAAAAAUGCUGUAGAUUUUUUAUUUGCUUUUGUUGGGGCAACCAAAACAAAGCAUUGUGUUGGUUGGGAAGAGAGUGGAAGACGAGGGGGCUAUGGACACUGCCAUUUGCGGCCGAGUCGCUCUCUCCCCCAAUCCAGUCUUCCACCCUAAACCAGGUGAUAAAUAUGCUCUCCAUAAGCAAUGCACAAACCGGAGCUUUUUUUGGUCAGUACCAGCCGCUGCAGCGGGGAAAGGUGGUGGUGUUUUGGACAUACCAACCAGAGAGAAAACAAAACCUGGUCGCGAAGCUGAAUUUGGUGUGAGGAAAUCAAGGAAAAUUUCCCCUCCCUAUCGAGUCAUGCUCCAUAAUGAUGACUACAAUAAGAGGGAGUAUGUUGUUCAAGUCCUGAUGAAGGUCAUACCCGGGAUGACUGUUGACAAUGCCGUCAAUAUCAUGCAAGAGGCACAUAUUAAUGGCCUCUCGGUCGUGAUUAUAUGUGCUCAAGCGGAUGCGGAAGAGCACUGCACACAGCUGAGAGGUAAUGGCCUUAGGAGCUCGAUAGAGCCUGCAAGUGGAGGUUGUUAGACACUCGGUAAAAUUUGAAUGCGUCCUGUAAAGUUAUCUCAGGUCAUGUUUUGUGACUCGGUUUAUGUGUACAUAUGCUGAAUAACAUGGUUGUGGAUCAUAUGUACAAUGCUUGUUGAAUUAAAACAAGAACAUAUGUGACAAAUAAAACGUAGUCCUAAUAUUUCAGUGUA